AUGGUGGUACCAAAUUUUAUUGAUAGUAGCAGUAGCGACGACAAUUACAAUAGCAGUGACGGUUAUUUCAGUAGCAGCAGCAGCGAUAGUAGCAGCGAUGAUGAAAACUUUGCGGCUGAAUCUAAUAUUCUUCCUCGUUUCAAAGAUAUUGCUGAAUUCAUUCAAAAUGAAGAUGUCAAUCAACUUCACAUUGCCAUAGAUAAUUUAACUGGAAGUAUAGAUGAACCUUCCAUAGACGGAGACACUGUUCUUCACCAUGCAUGUAAUUGUUUCAGUAGAAAAUCUUUUGAGCCUCUCCAUGAAGCAGUAUCAGGUAGAAAUAUCAAUAUUGUUAAAUUAAUAUUAGAUAUUGAGACCCGUAAUUCAGGUAGUAUAAACAAAAUGUUAGAAGCGGUUGAUAUAUUUGGUGAUACGCCUUUACAUACAGCAGCACUCCAUGGAAAUUAUAAAAUUGCUAAGUUGUUGUUAAGAAUGGGUGCUUCAACUCAAAAAUCUAACCACCAUGGAAAGUAUCCAUAUGAAUUGGCUAAGCCUAACUCGGAAUUGAGAAGAAUAUUGAAGGGAAUUCAUUAA
Messenger RNA from Impatiens glandulifera, 573 nucleotides. Its product is annotated as poly [ADP-ribose] polymerase tankyrase-1-like. NCBI's taxonomy places the organism in Eukaryota, Viridiplantae, Streptophyta, Magnoliopsida, Ericales, Balsaminaceae. Bases 1 to 573 code for a protein of 190 amino acids. The transcript has 5 exons. Gene Ontology annotation, biological process: protein ubiquitination; positive regulation of protein catabolic process. Gene Ontology annotation, molecular function: protein binding. The record is from RefSeq and is a predicted model, not a curated record.